CAGCUGAGGCUGGCACAAGUGCGUGGGAAGCUCCCAGAGUUUGUGCCUGGAAUCCCACAGCUGAUCCCGGUGCUGUUCCCACAGGUGGUGUUCGGGCGCAAGCUCCCAUCCUUCUCCUCCAUAGCCCUGCAGCAGCUGCAGCAUGAGAAGAAAUACGACAUUUACUUCAUGGAUGCGGAGGUUUAUGCGCUGUACAGGAAGCUGCUGCAGCACGAGUGCUCCUUGUGCCCGGAUGCAAAGCCUUUCAACACCUUUGCAGAUCUGGAACAGCACAUGAGGAAGCAGCACGAGCUCUUCUGCUGCAAGCUCUGUGUUAAACACUUAAAGAUCUUCACCUACGAGAGGAAAUGGUAUUCCAGGAAGGACCUGGCCCGGCACAGGAUCCACGGGGACCCCGAUGACACCUCCCACCGGGGCCACCCCCUCUGCAAGUUCUGUGACGAGCGCUACCUGGACAACGACGAGCUGCUGAAACACCUGCGCAGGGAUCACUACUUCUGCCACUUCUGUGACUCUGAGGGGGCUCAGGAGUACUACAGUGACUACGAAUACCUGCGGGAGCACUUCAGGGAGAAGCACUUCCUGUGCGAGGAGGGCCGCUGCAGCUCGGAGCAGUUCACGCACGCCUUCCGCACCGAGAUCGACUACAAGGCCCACAAGAGCGCCUGCCACAGCAAGAGCCGCGCCGAGGCGCGCCAGAACCGCCACAUCGACCUGCAGUUCACCUACACCCCCCGGCACCCGCGCAGGACCGAGGGUGUUGUAGGUGCUGAGGACUACGAGGAGGUUGACAGGUUCAACAGGCAAGGGAGGGCAGGCAGGUUGAGCAGCCGAGGGAACCAGCAGAACAGGAGAGGCAGCUGGAGGUACAAGAGGGAAGAAGAGGACAGGGAUGUUGCAGCAGCAGUCAGGGCAUCUGUGGCAGCCAAACGGCAGGAAGAGAAGAAGAGGGUGGAGGACAAAGAGGAAGGCAGCAGCAGCAGGGGGAGAAAGGAGGAUUUGAGGGAUCCUGACAUGCUCGGCUCCAAACGUGUGCCAAAGUCUUCAAAUGAUGUCACAGAAGCAGCUGCUAACGGAGCGCUCAGCCACGAUGACUUUCCAGCAAUCGGCUCUGCAGCAGGACCGCUCCAAGGCUCUGCCCAGCCAGCAGUGGUUAAACUGAAAGAAGAGGAUUUCCCAAGCUUGUCCUCCUCUGCAGCUCCCACCAUCUCAUCAGGGAUGUCUCUGACAUACACGGCGACUGCCAGGAAAGCGGCCUUCCAGGAGGAGGAUUUCCCAGCCCUGGUGUCCAAAGUGAAGCCCACCAAUAAGACAGUAACUCACAUCACAUCUGCGUGGAACAAUGGUUCCAGUAAAAACGUGGUCAAAGCCAUGAGCAACCCCUGUGUCAACCAGCCAGCCAAAAAACCGUCCUUGAACACCUCCAAAGGAAGUAAGAAGAGCAAUAAACUCUGUGAGUCGGACGAGGAGGACGGCGGUGGGGGCCUGACCACUCAGGAGAUCCGCAACACCCCGACCAUGUUUGACGUCUCGUCCUUGCUGGCAGCUUCUACCUCACAAACUUUUACGAAAGUGGGCAAGAAAAAGAAGAUGGGGGUUGAGAAGCAGAGCCUGUCAUCCUCACACCCAUCCCAGGAGACACCAUUGCCCAGGCCAGCGCCAGAGAAGCUCCCAGAGGCAGAGCAGCCCUGCAGGGCGUUCCCUGCUGCUCACGGCCCCGACAGAGCCACGGCUGUCCUCAACGGGCACUCGGAGAAAACAUCAGCUGGCUGUGCUACACCCAAAGAGCCCCCCGGCCUUAAAAAGCCCCCAGUGACUAACAAAUGCCCUUUACCUCAGGAAGACUUCCCAGCUCUUGGGAGCUCAGGAUCAGCCAGGAUGCCCCCUCCACCAGGCUUUAACUCCGUGGUGCUGUUGAAGAACCCUCCUCUGCCUCCGGGCCUGUCGGUGCCUGUCAGCAAACCCCCCCCGGGCUUCGCUGUCAUCCCAUCCUCCACCAUCUCUGAACCCGUCACUACAGCUCUGAAAGAGCCAAAAUCCUGUCACGGAUCAUACUUGAUACCUGAGAACUUCCAGCAGAGGAACAUCCAGCUCAUACAGUCCAUUAAAGAAUUUCUUCAGAGUGACGAGUCCAAGUUCAAUAAAUUUAAAACUCAUUCUGGGCAGUUCAGGCAGGGGCUGAUCUCUGCAGCUCAGUAUUACAAAAGCUGCCGGGAACUGCUGGGGGAAAACUUCAAGAAGAUUUUCAAGGAGUUGUUGGUGUUGCUGCCAGACACAGCCAAGCAGCAGGAACUGCUCUCUGCUCACAACGACUUCAGGAUCAAGGAGAAACAAAGCUCCAACAAACCCAAAAAGAACAAAAAGAAUGUUUGGCAGACGGACUCCCCCGCCGAGCUCGACUGCUACAUCUGCCCCACGUGCAGGCAGGUGCUGACCCAGCAGGACGUGGUCACCCACAAAGCUUUGCAUAUCGAGGAUGAGGAGUUCCCCUCGCUGCAGGCAAUCAGCAGGAUCAUCAGUUAGCUCUCCCCAGGGCCACCACCCAGGCUCUGGCUGUGGAUUGCACUUUGGAAUGAGGUUUGGCAGUAGCUGGGGGCCGGUGCCCUUGAGGCAGUGAGGAGGAGGAGGUGACUUGGGAAGCCCUCCUGGGCAAAGGGAUCAGGGGAAUGUGCCAGAGCUCGUCCCCACCCGCUGUCUGAGCUCCCAAAUCCAGCCUGGGGUCAGGCUGAGCUGCAGGCAGGGCUCCUUCCUCCUGGAACAUGCAAUAGCUGGGAAUCCUUUGGGAUCUGCAGAAUGACAGGGGACACAAUAGGGGAAUAAGCUUCUGGUUUGGGGGUUUCUUUCUGGUUUGGGGGUGGGGAAAGUUUAUGGAUCACUGAAAUGAAUGGAAGUGGCUUCCCUUAUAACAUUCUGGUUUUUUUUGUGCUAUUUCAGUGAAGGUCACACUAGUCAGGGGUAAAAGGUGCAAGAGGGUGCUGCUCACUGGGGUGUGUGACCAGGAGAGCUGCAAGCACUGGGCUGCAGAGUUUUCCUUUCUGCAAACAGAGUCAAUUCUGCUGCUUGAAGAAUUGGGCUGAUCUGUGCAAGAUUUGAAGUUGCCUCUGACUUUUUUCUGUAAAGUUCUUUCAAGAAACUGAUUUUGUAGCCCUGCAUGUACAGUAAACAGCAUUAAGGCUUUACUCUCCGUAAAGCACAUGGGAAUUUUAUUUAAUGACUGCCAUGUUUCUAAUUUCAUGGAUGUAUUACUGGUGGGAGCUCCCAACAGCAUCCUGGGACAUUAAAUGCUGCUGAUCACUGACCAUGUUUUCUGCAGUGCCUUUAAGUGCAUUUAUCUGUUUACAGUGGUCUGACACCUGCACCUCCCUCGGUAACACCGGGCUGACGUAGCUUUGCUCCUGCUCUUGGCAUUCCCAAAUUCCACCUCAGAGGAAGGGGGGGAAUCUCUUCCUGCUCUGAAGUGACUCCUCCAGCUGCAGCUCUGAGGUGAUGGAGUGCCAGGAGUCCCCCUGUGGCUGUAGUUCAGUGUCUGAUUCUCUCCCAUCUCCAGGUUUAGUUAUUUCUCUAACAUGUAGGAAUAAAGCUGAAAUUAAUUUAUGUAAUUUGUAGUGAUGAAACACAGCUUUUCUAGCAGCAUCAUUUCUAUGAAAUCGAGCUCAGAGUGUUACCCAGGAGCUACUCCUGCUACAGCCACUCUUCCUUGCCUUACAUGUGUUACUUUUGCUUGCUCUCAGGCUGCAGAGUGCUUUGGGUUUCUUUUCUUGAAUAUUUCAGACUGUUCUGACCACCUGCCCAUGUUGGAUUUGGCCCAGAAGGGGCUGGGGAGGGUGAUUUGGCUGCAUGGUUGUUCAUCCACUGCACGAGUUCCUGGCAGUCCCUGUUCCUGCCUCGCUCAGGGUCCUGGAGCUGAUCCUGGUCCCAAGGCAGGGACCCCUGAGGGUGCUGCCACCACUUCCAGUCAGCAACUCUCCCCAUCCCUUUGGUUUGUGAAGUUGAGAGAGUGAAAUGUCUUCCCUGCAGGAGCAUCUUCUGUCUUCCCUUGGGUUUCAGUUCCUUCUCCAUCAGCAGCUCUGAGUUCCCUGGGAGGUGCUGCUGGGAGUUCCCUCGAGCUGCUGCAUCUCUGGGGCCUGAUGUUGCAGUCUCCUCCUUCCUUGUGCUCACCUGAUUCAAUAAAGUUAUUACCAAAUCUUUUUUUUUUUUUCUAUUCAUUUUUAGCUCUUUAUUGAAAAUAAGUUGCAGUUGCUUACACAGACACCGAAAAUACAGAAUCACAGAUUGUUCUCUCAAAAGAUAUUUUUAUAUAUAUAAUAUAUACAAAAUUGUAAACAUUUUAAACUUAUUUCCAUACACAGUCCACUUUAUACUACACUGCACAGAGGUUGGUGACAACUGCAACUCCUGGAAGCGUCUGCUUGGACAGAGGUAUCUGCAAAGAAACUGCACUUCCCAACCCUCAGGUGGGAGCUGUUGGAGAUUAAAACUCUUAAAGGAGCUGAGGUUUGAAUGUGUAUUGCAACAAAAUCCAGGCAGCUGAACUGGGGGGGUUCAAGUUGAGGCAGUGAGGGCUGGGUCUGAGCCUCACGGAGGGGGGAGAGGGGCUGGUGACACACAGAGGGGGAAAAUGCAACUGAGAAGGGGACCAGAGGGGACCAGAGGCACCCCCCUGGGGACAGCACAGGCUGGGAGGGGUCUGUAAAAUACACAGCAGUUUUUACUGAGAGAAACAGCCACGGCAUGGGAUGAUGAUGAUGAUGGGAUUUCCUAAGGAACAGCCCAUGGCAGAGAGGGCAGCAGGCAGAGCCAGGAGCCAGCCCUGUGCCCUUGGGGGCUGGCACUGGGAGGGAAGGUACCAAAGAGCCCUGUAAGGGACUGGGGGACAGGAGAAAAGAAAUGCUGUGGGUGUCACUCGUGGCAUCAUCUGAUGGGAAUCUCAUCCCAAUGCCCAGGAGCAGUGAGAUCCCAAAUGAUGCCCUGUCAAGGGAGGGGGUUUGCUCUCAGGGUUUGCUGCAGCCCCUGACACACAGCAGGUAAUGCAGGGGGAAGGAUAUAUUUUACUAAACAUCAAUUAAGCAAAGCUUCAACCUUUGCUAGGAAUAGCUUGAAAUGUUGGCAAAAAUUCCAAAUCUUUUAAUGUACUUGAAUUGCACAGUGCAUGAUGUGGUGACCUCAGUGCUGAGAAACAGAGGUGGUGUGACACCAGCCUCUUGCCUCCCAGAGCAAGAGGCUGGAGCAAAAUGCAGCUCCAGGAAAGGCAGAAUGAUGGAAUUCUAUGUUUUACACCCAAAUUUAGUGCUAACACCGUGCAGAAGCUUUUGGGCUGGGCUGAGCACAGCAAGGUCCUGCCCUCUGUGAGCUCGAGGUGCUGCCGACCUCAGGGGAGAACAGAGGGGUAGAAACAGCUUGUGAGGAUGGCAGAGCCCUGUCACACUCAGGACAAUCCUGGCAUGGCUUUGGGACAAUUUUGGGACAGCCCUGGCAUCCUUUUAGGACAUGGUUGCAAGGGAGUGAGUGCUGUUGUAGCACAGCUGAGAAAAAGAGGA
This is a messenger RNA of Cyanistes caeruleus (blue tit), 5537 nucleotides long. NCBI's taxonomy places the organism in Eukaryota, Metazoa, Chordata, Aves, Passeriformes, Paridae. The record is from RefSeq and is a predicted model, not a curated record.